Molecule: messenger RNA, 1612 nt
Organism: Nymphaea colorata (pocket water lily)
Lineage: Eukaryota; Viridiplantae; Streptophyta; Magnoliopsida; Nymphaeales; Nymphaeaceae
Exons: 6
Coding region: 76-1335 (419 amino acids)
Cellular component (GO): chloroplast thylakoid membrane; chloroplast envelope
Source: RefSeq, a predicted model, not a curated record
GGAUAAGUGGCGUUGCCACAGCUCUCUCCUCGCCGAAGCUAGUUCCGCACAAGCGAGAAAAAGCCCAGAGGAGCAAUGGCUGCAACCAACUGCUACCUCAUGCGUUUCAUCAGCAACCAUCGACUAGCGAGACCAGCGAAGCUCUCCGUCCACCAAUUGAAUCACCACGGUCAAAUUAGUUUCCCAUCUUCAGGUUGUUCGAGGAUUAUGCUCCAUGGGGUUGUCCGGCCACUGGGGUUCGGUGCUCUAGCAACUGAAACUGCGACUGCACAAGUUGUCGAAGAGGUGGAAACGGUAGUGGCUGAAGGGUAUACGAUGACCCAGUUUUGCGACAAGAUGAUUGAGGUUCUGUUGAACGAGAAGGCGCAGACAAAUGAAUGGCGGAAGCUACUGGCGUUCAGGGAGGAAUGGAAAAAGUACAGGGAGAGGUUCUACAGACGAUGCCAGGAGAGGGCUUCUGCUGAGAAAGAUCAGGUCACGAAAGACAAACUGGCUACUCUCUCCAGAAAGCUUAAAAGGAUUGACGAUGAAAUGGAGAUUCAUGAGGACCUUCUCAAACAGAUACGCGAAAACCCACGAGACCUGAAUUUGAUUGUAGCAGCACGACGCAAGGACUUUAAUGGUGGCUUUUUCAACCAUCUUAAUAUAAUUGCAGAGGUGAAUGAUGGACUUGAAGAACGUGAUGAAAUAUCUAGGCUUUCAACCAGGUGUUUGUCCGCUGUAUCAGCAUAUGAUAAUGCAGCUGAAGACGCUGAAGUCUUAAAUGCCGCACAGUCUAAAUUUGAUGACAUCUUGAAUUCUUCUUCACUUGAUGAGGCAUGUGAAAAAAUAAGCAGUCUUGCUAAGGCUAAGGAGCUGGAUUCCACUCUGAUUCUGUUGAUAAACAGAGCAUGGGCAACAGCAAAAGAAUCAACAACGAUGAAGAAUGAGGUGAAAGAAAUCAUGUAUCAUAUUUACAAAACCACAAAAUCGAGCCUUAAGAGCAUCGUCCCGAAGGAGAUCAAGCUGCUCAAGUAUCUGCUCAACAUUACAGACCCCGAAGAGCGUUUCUCAGCACUAGCAACUGCAUUCUCUCCAGGAGACGAACACGAGGCAAAGGUUAUCGGCUCACUGCACACGACACCAAAGGAACUACAUAAAUGGGUAACGAUCAUGCUGGACGCAUAUCAUAACAACAAGGAAGAAACCGACCUGAGGGAAGCACGAAAGAUGGCACAGCCAGUUGUUAUCCAGAGGCUGUUCAUCCUCAAGGAAACCAUUGAAGAGGAGUACCUGAGGGAGAGGAUAGCGGCACCAAAAAAGGAUUCCGAACCUAAUGAGGAAGAUACGGCCUGACUGCCUGAGAAUACCGUCUGCAGAGUCAUCAGAGGAACAUCAUAUAUCGCGCUGCGGCUCCUACUUUCCCGGAGAGAACCUCCAACCAGCGACUUGCUAGAGUGGGGUCUUAUGACCACGAAUGUCGAAAUCCGCUGGGUAGGACCAUACAAAACGAUACAAUUCCGAGCAAGAGAAACGAACCGAGGGCUUUUCUGCGAUUUCUCUUCCCGAAUGUAUACUGUUUUAGAUUGUUGGACAGCUAGAUUUAUAUGAAAUAGAACAACCUUGUUAACCA